Camarhynchus parvulus is the source of this 2525-nucleotide messenger RNA. RefSeq names its product dynein regulatory complex subunit 1 (gene DRC1). Gene Ontology annotation, cellular component: axonemal dynein complex; axoneme. The record is from RefSeq and is a predicted model, not a curated record. Gene Ontology annotation, biological process: cilium-dependent cell motility; axonemal dynein complex assembly; regulation of cilium movement. NCBI's taxonomy places the organism in Eukaryota, Metazoa, Chordata, Aves, Passeriformes, Thraupidae.
UGCGCCCAGGUGUGCUCAUGGAGCCCGGGGAGGACGGGGCGGGCCCAGGCCCGAGCCUGGAGCUCGCGGAGCUCGAGCCCGAGCCUGAACUCGAUCCCAAACUCCAUCCCAAGCCGGGUCCCGGUCCCGAUCCCGGUGCUGGUCCCGGUCCCGAUGCCGUUCCCGGUCCCGAUCUCGAUUCCGGUCCCGAUGCCGAUGCCGUUGCCGAUGCCGGUGCCGUUGCCGAUGUCGGUGCCGAUGCCGGCGCGGACUGGGAGCGGCAGCAGCGAAUCGCCGCCCGCCGGAGCCGCAUCGAUGUCCGGCGCCGGGAAGCGCUUGGAGAGAAGGUGGAGCAGGAAGAGGAGGAGGAGGAGGAGGAAGAGAAGAGGAAGAGCCUGAAGCUGAUCGAGGAGACCGAGAGGCAGGCCCUGGCCAAGCUGCUUUUCCACGGGACGCAGCUGCUGACCAACGUCCAGGUGGAAUCCGACCUCCGGGAAUCGCGGCGGCGGGAAAAGGAGAGGCAGGAAAAGCGGAGGAGGUUGGAGAAGCUGGAGGCAGACGCCAGGCACGGCACGGAGAAGUUGGAGGAGAUCAACUCCAAGUGGGCCCUGGUGGGGGACGUGAAGAUCCCGCAGGAGCUGUGGGAGGUGCUGGAGCAGCAGCGGGAGGAGUGCGAGCAGCUCCUGGCGGGGAAGAACCGGCUCAUCCGGGAGCUCCAGGAGGAGCUGAAGGCCAGGGACGCGCAGUACGAGCAGACCCUGAGGGAGCAGGGGGCCACCCAGGUGCUCCUGGAGAGGAUGGAAGAGCAAACCAGGAACAUGCUCAGAUCCUACCGGCACCACCUCCGGCGCAUCGAGAAAACCUUCGAGGAGGAGCGGCGGGAGAUGCUGGCGAGCAACCGGGAGAGGUGGAACGAGGCCAUGCGGGCCCACAACGAGCAGGAGCUGGAAUUCCUGCGGAAGCAGAUGGACAAGGCGCUGGAUUUUGAGCAGCAGCUGAACGAGCUGCAGGAUGAGAGCGUGGAGAUCCACGACAGCCUGAAAUCCCAGCUGGAGCAGGACGUGGAGCACCUGGAGAGGAAACUCCGUCAGAUGAAGGGCAUUUACCACCUGAACCAGGUGAAGCUGGAAUACAACCUGGACGUGCUCCGGCAGCUGGACGUGGAAAAUUCCACGCUCCGAUCCCUGCAGAAAAGGAAAAUCAACCGAUUCCGGACCACCCUGGAACUGCUGAAGGACAAAAUGGCCAAGCAGGAGGCGAAAUUCCAAGAGGAAAAGCAGAGCCUGGAAUCGGAGCUGGAGCGGGUGGUGGGGCAGUUCCAGGAGACGCGGGACCGGAUGAGGCAUCUGAUGCGCAGCAGUGCCGAGAGGUUCCGGCAGGUUUGGAUCGUGAACGAGGAAGAGGCCAAAGCGCUGAUCCGGGAGGUGCUGGACGCCGAUCGGAUCAUCCACGUGCAGCAGCUGGGAAUGCCGUGGGAAGAGCCUCCGCUGUGGUUCAUGGACAACGUGGGGCCCCUGGGACGCAGCCAGGAGAAGAGGGACGCCAUAGAGCUGGCCACCAAGCUCCUGGAAGGGAUCAAGCCUGGAAAACCGGAGCAGGAAGGGAGGAGGAGUCGGAAGAAAGGAGCGCGGAGCGCAGAGGGAGGGAAGGAAAACCAGGAAAGGAUGGAGGACAGCAUCACAUCCCGGCCGGCAUUCCCGAAAACCCUCCGGAGAGUCCUGGAGGUCAUGAGCGAGGAGACGGCGUUCCUGCUGGAAAACAAACUCCUGAAGCCGCUGCGGGAGGUGGUGGGACACAGGAACGACGUCCAGCAGCUCCGAACCAUCUUCGAGGUGGGCUGGGAUGGGAUCUCCCGGGAUUGGGCUUGGAAUGCUGAGCGCCAGGAGGAGGUGGAGCUGGGAAUGCUCACCUGGAUCAGGGAAGGAUCCGGGGAAUCCCUCAAGGGGCCUUCCGGAUCGAGGACGAGGACGAGCUGCGUCGCCCUCGUGGAUUUUUUCCUGGACUACGAAUCCCACCACGCGCCCAAGAUCCCGGUCAGCCAGGUAGAAGAUCCCACGGAUCCAGAUGAGAAGAGCGGAUCACAUUCCCAGCGCGGACCCCCCGGGAGCGCCCCUCGCGUCCCGUCCAUCCAAGUGGAUCACGUCCUGACGAUCCUGAGGGAAUUCCUGCAGGAAUUUGCCAAGCUGAGGGACGAAGGACCCCCCAAGGAAAUCCAGGACGUCCGGGACAAUUCCAAGGACGGGGAAUACUGGGAAGCCAUGACCCGCAUCAUUCCCCAGCGCAAACUCAAACUCUGGGACGCGCUUGGAGCCGCGCUCUCGGAAUACCACAAAGUUCUGACCAGGAGAUCCGAGCUGCUUUCCGAGGCCACGGCCCUGCAGCGGCAGAACUCGGAGCUGGGAAUGCUGCUGGAGGAAUAUUUGGGAUCCACGCGAGGCCGCUGAGCUCAGCCUUGGAUUCCCGGCGAUAUUCUGGACACGGAUCCCACCGGGGUGGAGGGAAACCUGGGAAUCGCCGGUGCCGGGUGUGGGUUUCCAUGGAUCUGA